Molecule: messenger RNA, 644 nt
Organism: Centruroides sculpturatus (bark scorpion)
Lineage: Eukaryota; Metazoa; Arthropoda; Arachnida; Scorpiones; Buthidae
Product: serine/threonine-protein kinase PLK3-like
Exons: 2
Coding region: 57-368 (103 amino acids)
Molecular function (GO): protein binding
Source: RefSeq, a predicted model, not a curated record
AAUAACUAAAUUCUGAAUUGAAUUUGUUAUAUUUUUGUUAGGGUGGAGAACCUCACAUGAUUGAAUAUUCUCCACAAAAAGGUAAAAGUCACAUUCCUCACAUGAAACGAUGGGUGCGGACAUCUCAUGCCAUUCUUAUGCAGCUAAGUACCGGUACAGUGCAGAUAAACUUUUUUAAAGAUCAUACCAAAAUAGUGAUUAGUAUUGAUCAAAGGAAAGGAAUUGUAACAUAUAUAAGCGAAGAACGCUUAUCUACUAGCUAUCUGUUAUCCGACAUUGCACAGCAAGGGUGUGAACCUUGUAUAAGAACAAGACUUCAGUACGCACUGUCUGUUCUUCAGCAAUUUGCUGAAACAAAAGAUUUUUAAUCAUUAUCACUUUUAUUUAUAAAGAGAAAAAAAAUGGUGUCCUUGUAUUGUGAUAUAUACAUAUAUUUUUGAGAUGUUUUAUGUAAUGCAAGCUGUAUAGGAAAUAUUUUGUGCAAAUGCUAUUUUUGUCUUUCAGAUGUUUAUUUUUGAGACAAUAUUUUGUUUCAUUCAUUCCAGUAAGUGUGCCAUUUUUUUUGUUUUUUUUUAAUUACUGUAGUAUGAUAUUAACUCUCAAAAAUCUUAAAUUUUAAAAAAUUCAUACAUUAAUGUAAAAUG